AUGUCGGUUAAUGGCGUCUCCGAUAAGGACCCCUGGGCAGCCCUCUGCCAUUCUUCAAACACAAGUCCCAUUCUGAACCAGACUGCGAUGAACAGCAACGCCAACAACAUGGAUUCGGAGCUGGCGUCGAUAGUGUCGUCGCUGAGCGCGUUGUCGAACGGCAACAACAACCCGGGCAGCCAUCAGCAGCAGCAGCAUCUGCCACAGCAGUCGCAGCUGGGCGGUUACCGCAGGUCGAGUGUGGGUGCGUCGUCCAACAACCAGGAGCUGGACGUGUACGCUGCGAGCAUGCAGCCGCCGCCGCCGCCGCACUCGCAGACGAGGGCUGCGCUGAGCGUCGGCACUGCUCCGGCAUACUCGAAGCAGCGCACGCGUCUCCUUAAUAACCACUAUUCAGCCAGUAUUGCGGGCCCCAUCAUGUUCACCGAGGCCGUGGGUGCGGGCGGCGGCGGCGGGUUCUUCGAGAAAUUCGGCAAGUCUCUGAUUGAAGGCACAAGGGAGCUCGAGAAGCAGCCCAGCGAGCAGGAUGGCCCGGCCAGAAGAGCGUCUGUCAACUCGGAGAGCCCGGAGGGCCAGCACAAAACCAUCUGGAAUGUUGCUCAAGCGCCCGUUUUCAAGCCAAACCAGGACACGUUCAAUCAGUUCCCGCUGAGUUUGGCCAGUCAGUAUCCCGCCACCUUCGAGUCGAACUUGGAGUCACAGCAGCGACCAAACCUGGAGCCCAACCAACAGCCGUUUUUCUACAUGUCAAGCGAUAUUUCUGUCCCACCGCAGCCCGCGCCGAAGCCCCAGAGCGAGCCGAAACACUACAGUAAACCUACCAAGAAACAGCAGACGAACCCAUAUCUGGAUGUGUCGAAAAAGUUUACAAAUAAUACGAAAUCGCCCACGAGAAUCGCAUCGCCAUCGCAGCCACAUCAACAGCAACAACAUACGCCGCACAACGCGCCAAAACAUGCAAACAUUACGUCGCGAUCGCCACUGUUGGAAGAAUUCAGAUCAAAUACAAAUGAAAAGGUGUAUUCUCUAAAAGAUAUCGUUGGCUAUGUUUUGGAGUUCUGUAAGGAUCAGCAUGGCUCGAGAUUCAUUCAGCAUGAAUUGUCCGUCGCGACAAACUCUGAAAGGGAGGUUAUAUUUAAUGAGAUCAGAGAUUUCGCAAUCGAAUUGAGCGAUGACGUUUUUGGUAAUUACGUUAUCCAGAAAUUUUUUGAAUUUGGUUCAAAGACACAAAAGGAUAUUCUAGUGCAUCAAUUCAAAGGUAGGAUGAAGUUUCUUUCGAUGAAGAUGUACUCGUGUCGUGUCAUUCAAAAAUCUCUAGAAUAUAUCGAUUUGCAACAAAGAAUCGACUUGGUUAAUGAAUUAUCAAACUGCGUUCUACAAAUGAUCAAAGACCAAAAUGGCAACCAUGUUAUUCAAAAAUCAAUUGAAAGAAUUCAGUUAAAACAUCUUCCAUUUAUAUUGGAUUCAUUGAAUGGUCAAAUUUACCAUUUGUCAACACAUUCUUAUGGUUGUCGCGUCAUCCAAAGGCUGUUGGAGUUUGGUAACGAGUCUGAUCAAUUGAAAAUUCUAGUUGAACUAAUGGAUUUUAUUCCUUAUCUAAUUCAAGAUCAAUAUGGUAACUAUGUUAUUCAACAUAUUUUACAGCAGAAUUCCAAAACAUCUUUUGAUGAAAUGAUCAAGAUCAAACAAAAAAUCAUUGAAAUCGUUUCAAAAAAUGUUGUCGAAUUUUCAAAGCAUAAGUUUGCAUCAAAUGUUGUUGAAAAGGCGAUACUUUUUGGCUCUCCAGAUCAAAAGAAAUUGAUUGUUUCACAAAUCCUGCCAAUUGAUGAAAACCAUGCUGUUGAUUUAAAUGAUAAUUCACCACUGAUCCUUAUGAUGAAGGAUCAAUUCGCAAAUUACGUUGUUCAAAAGCUUGUUGGUGUUUCGAAAGGUAAUGAUCAAAAAUUGAUCGUAAUCGCAAUUAGAUCAUAUCUCGAAAGGCUGAACAAAUCUGAUUCAAUGGGUAAUAGACAUCUAGCAAGUGUUGAAAAACUGGCUUCAUUAGUUGAAAAUGUUAAAAUAUGA
Messenger RNA from Zygotorulaspora mrakii, 2064 nucleotides. It is a transcript of the gene PUF3, whose product is annotated as mRNA-binding protein PUF3. The record is from RefSeq and is a predicted model, not a curated record. Gene Ontology annotation, biological process: nuclear-transcribed mRNA catabolic process, deadenylation-dependent decay. Gene Ontology annotation, molecular function: mRNA 3'-UTR binding. Gene Ontology annotation, cellular component: cytoplasm. The coding region runs from base 1 to 2064 and encodes 687 amino acids. Lineage: Eukaryota; Fungi; Ascomycota; Saccharomycetes; Saccharomycetales; Saccharomycetaceae. The transcript has a single exon.